Molecule: messenger RNA, 2615 nt
Organism: Pocillopora verrucosa
Lineage: Eukaryota; Metazoa; Cnidaria; Anthozoa; Scleractinia; Pocilloporidae
Molecular function (GO): phosphatidylinositol-4-phosphate binding
Source: RefSeq, a predicted model, not a curated record
CUUUGAGAAAAAACACCUUUUAAAUGACGUCUUCAAUUUACUUUAUUUGAAACUCUGAUCUGAAAAUAUUUGUCAACAAGACUUGUUAGUAGUGAGAAGUACAAACCAAGUUUCCCUUCAUAACUUAAUUUCUUAAAUGUCUCAAUCACUGGAUCUCCCCAAAAAUAUCACAUCUUUUCAUUUUUAGAAGAACUUUAUUAGUUAUGAACAUAAGUCAUUUAUGGUUAACGAGGUAGAACAAGGCUAACUUAGGGUAAAUGUGGGUUAACGUGGUAGAACAUGGUUAACUUAGGGUAGAUGUGGGUGAACGUGGUAGGACAUGGCUAACUUAGGGUAGAUGCGGGUUAACGUGGUAGAACAUGGUUAGCUUGUGGGUUAACGUGGUAGAACAUGGCUAACCUAGGGUAGAUGUGGGUUAACGUGGUAUAACAUGGCUAACUAGGACAUAUUGUAAGUUUUACAUGAAGGUUAACCAUAUAUAUUGUCAGCCAUUUUGUCGUCUAUAUGGUAUUCAGCCAUGGCGUAUAUACCUAAAAAGCCUUCGACGUACGUCCUUCGGCGUAGCAUCACUUACGGUGUUUUCAACUGCGUCUUACAUUGAGCUCACCCUACGCAUACCACUCUGUGCAUUCUUUCCGUUGGCGAAUUUUCCAUUUAACGACCACAAACGGGGUCGAUUAACGCUGCUCUUGCAUUGCUGUACCUAGAACCAUUCGUGAAACGGUUCGUAAACAUGGCUUCUGAGGACGCUUCAGAGUGGACGGUGGCUGCGAAGCUGGGCGAAGUUCUUGCUUCUGAUAGGUUUGAUAAAGAUUCUAUCUCACAGGGAGAGUUAGGGUUAUCACAAGCGUUUUGCUUGUUGUGGCAAAAUCAAAACACAGGAGAUGUUGCCGGAAGGCUAAGACCGAAUGUCAUGACAACUAUGGCAACUGCCGCUGUUUUGCUAGAUUUGUAUGUGUUGGAUAAAAUUGACUUCAACAAAGACAUCAAACAUUGGAUGGACAGGACGAGAGAAGUUAUCACGGUGAAAGUUAAAGAUACCACUUUAACUGGGACAUACUUAGACCAGGCUUUAUUUCUGGACAUUGUAAAGUAUCAUCAGGCUGCCAAGGGAAAACCAAGAACAAUUGUGGAAUGGAUAAUCCAUGGAUCCUAUGAGAGAGAAAAUUCUGCUACAAUAGUCUUGGACAGUUUAGUGUUACAUGGCAUCCUAAAAAGAGAGUCAAAACUAUUUGGAAGGAGAUAUCCCAUUGUUGAUGCAAAUCCAAAGCAGAAGCUAGUGAGUGAAAUAAGACAAACAGUUCUCCUAAAUCAGCCUGCAGUUGGAUUUAUUUGGACUUUGCUCAAGCUUGUGUAUGAGGCAGACUGUUGUGCUGGAAAGAAAAUGCCACUUCUUAGCAUGUAUUUUGAAGUUGAUGAGCUCCGAAUGGCAAAAGAAAAUAUGAAGAUGCUAGUAACAGUUAAUGUGCAGAGUGAACAAGUUGCAAAUGAAGAUGUAGAUUGUUCUCAGUCAUUUGAGCUGGAAGUCGUUGGAUGAUAUAAUGCAAAGUUACCUUUGCUGCUCUUUAUUUUUUUCUUAUGGAGAGAAGAUCAAGGGAAGAGACUGGACUCAAUGUGCAAGCCUUACAUUUGAAAUCGAAAGGCAAAUCACCCUAACUCAUUUUUAGCUCACUUUUUGUUUUUUGAGAGGUUAAAGUAACUCUUGUAGGCUUUAUGCAGUGCUAUUGAAGUUUAUCCCAACCUCCAUGGUUCCUUGGAAUGAAGUACCAGAGAAUUCUCCAGGAUGAGAUGCCAGAUCCUUUCAAGUAACCUUGUGUUUCAUCAAGUUCUCUGCCAGUUUUAAUUUCCUGGGAGGAGUGGAUUAUUCCACCAAAGACAAAUGCAAUGACCCCAUGUAGACAGUAAAGGCUUAAAGCUUUAGUACUGUUAAAGAAUGUACUCUACAAUCUGUAAAUUCUGCUUAAAACAAAUAUGAUAAAAUUAUGCCAAACAUAAAUGCUACAUAUUUUGGUGGAUGUAUUUUUAAUGCUGGAUUCAAGAUUUUGUUAGUCAUUUGCCAGGAACAUGACAAAAAGAAAAUCAUACUAAAUAUGCAGCAAACUUGUCAGAUAUGCACAUAGUGCAAAGCUCUCCAACACUCUCUCUGUAUCUCAGAUGAUAGAGAACUGACGAUCUUAGGUUUAAUUCCUUGUUGAGGACUUGGCAGUUCUGUUCUUCACCUGAUGCUUGUUGUGAAACAGUUUCCAUGACAUUUUAAUCAAGUAACUAACAGCUUUAUAAAACUGUCUGCAAUAAGUUCAAUCACCAAGCAUAUUUUUUGGUUUAAAAUGUUACAAUGUAUCAAUCAUGUUAGUGACAAGCAAAUUUGUACAGACUCUCCUUUUUUGCCUAUUUAAAUGAGGAAACUUUCCUCGUUGCUAAUCGUCUUAAUAAAAAAAGCGAUUUUGGAGGGAGAUCAAUCAUUUUCGCCACUUCUUUUUAUAAAUGGAUAAAGAUAAUGUCGAUACCACAGGCAAACCACACCAAGUGUUCGUUGACAUGAGACAAAUGAAAUCUGUAAGGGUUAUGAAUACAGCUCUGAAAAUUGCAUAUCUAAGAAUUACAUCUUGGUCUGA